AGAAAAACCAAGAGAAAAAAAAAAACCAACAACAUCAAGCAUCACCAUCUCUGACUUUUCAUGGUAACUACAAUGUGUACAGGAAAGAAACUGCUGAGUUUCAGUGUAUGAGGAAAUCGAAAGCUGUGAAAGCACUGGGUGGAGGCUCACUCUUUUUCUCCUCUACCUGCAAAACAACACAGGAUGAGGCACCCAGGAAGGCUCAGUCCUUCAAGUAGUAUAACCUUUGAACUUCUGUAUAUUUCAUUCUCCAGUUCCUAGGAGACUUAUUAGCUUAUCUACACACACACACACACACACACAAACACCGACUGGCCCCUCUAACACACUCUACAAAGAGGAAGAAAAAGAAGAGGAGGAGGAGGAGGGGAGAAGCCUUGUAUCCUACCCUGUAGAAGACCUCAGGAUCCUGACACCUCUGAAGAAACUUUCAGCAACGUUCACCUGUAAUUUGAGAAAUGGUGAAUGAAUAUAAGAAAAUUGUUCUUCUGACAGGACUAAUGGGUAUCAGUGACCAUGAUUUUAAAAUGGUUAAGUCCUUGUUGAGCAAAGAACUAAAACUAAAUAGAAAAAUGCAAGAUGAUUAUGACAGAAUUAGGAUUGCCGACUUGAUGGAAGAAAAGUUCCCAAAAGAUGCUGGAAUGCACCAACUGAUAGAACUGUACAAAGAGAUGCCAGGACUUGGAGACCUUGCUGAUAAACUCAAAAAAGUGAAGGCAAAAGCUAAAAGGAAAGAGACGGAGAAAAGCAACAUCCCAGCAAGAAGACGCAAGAGAGAUGAACCCAGUUCUUCCCAACCUAUGUCCACCACAAAUGAAGAUUUGGAACCAGAAUCAGGCAGGAGUACACUGAACUCACAGGUUCCUCGGUUUUCUACAACUGCUUCUAAGAGGGACCAAGAGAGUCAAGUGUCUCCAGAAAUAUCACUUAGAGUCCAGGCCCGCCAAAUGUCUCUAGCAACAGCAUCCAGCAGUACCCAGGCCCCUGGAAUGUCUCCAGCAACAAGAUCCAGCAGUGCCCACCUCCCUGGUGUGUCUCUAACAACAGCAUCCAGCAGUGCCCAGGUCCCUGGUGCGUCUCUAACAACAGCAUUCAGCAGUGCCCAGACCACUGGAAUGUCUCCAGCAACAGUAUCUAGCAGUUUCCAAGGCCCUCGAGUGUCUGCAGCAAAAGCAUUCAGCAGUGCCCAGGCCCCUAAAAGAAUGUUUCUAGCAAGACCAGCCAAGAAACCAAGACUGAAGACUGUUCCUACUCAACCUUCUGAGGUACAUGGUUACCACCACGAUCCCAAACAAGUGAUGGUGUUAAAAGCAACAGAACCAUUUACAUACAGCACAAAAAGCGAGAAAAGUAUGUUCCAUGCCACAGUGGCCACUGAGACUGAAUUCUUUAGAGUGAAGGUGUUUGAUAUUUCCCUGAAGGCGAAGUUCAUCAAAAGCAAUGUCAUUACCAUCUCAGAUUAUUUCGGUUGCAAUGGGUUCAUAAAUAUUUACAGUGCCUCCAGUGUGUCAGAGGUAAAUGUUAACCAAUCAAUGAUUAUCUCAACUGCACUGAUGCAAAGAGCCAAUGCAACACCUAAAAUCAAUUAUCUUUGCUCAAAAAGAAGAGGAAUAUUUGUGAAUGGAAUCUUUAUGGUAUAUGAGAAAAAUGUGAGUAAGGACUGCAUUUGCUAUGAAAUUCGAGACAAUACAGGGAUGAUGGAGGUGGUGGUCUAUGGACGACUGACCAGUGUUGACUGUAACCCAAGAGAUAAACUUAAACUUGUGUGCUUUGAAUUGACAUCAAAUGAGGAUAAAGUGCAGCUGAGAUCUACUAGGCAUAGUAACAUGGAGGUCAUCAAGGCUAGGAACUGAGAAACAACUGCUCCAUCCUGCUUCAGUUACAGGACUUCAUGAAUUCUCAUUGUGGAGACUUGGAAACCUCUGAUGUUUGUAUCGAUAAGAUCCAGUUCCAACUACAGAAAAAGGCCAUGCGUAUAACAAAUAAAAGUCACUUCUUUGCUCUAGGAAAUGGUGAUUUUAACAUUAGUCUUUCUAUACUUUUUGUAUUUUAAGUAUGUAAUUUGAUUUUAUAAUGUUUAUACUUUGAAAGAAAAAAAAACUUUUUAAACUGAAUCAAGUGCUUCUACAAAUUCUUCCAUUUGUUACUUUCUUUAAAACUGGGUCUGCACACCAGGCUGUGGUGAGAUAUUGUUUAUGAUUUCUUAAAGCUUGCCUGAGGACUCAGAAAGCAAAGCAGCCAGCCACUAGCUCUCACCUCUAGCUCAGACUGAAAGGGCUGAUCCACAUAUGAGUUCUUCACCGUGUCUCAAACUGCUGUCUCUUCUCAGGGUGGCUGGAGAACAAAUGCCUCUCUGAGACGUUGUUUCUGUCUUAUAUACUUCCCUAAUGUUGGCAUUAAAGGUGUGAGCUAUAAUUCUCUUUUAGACUGAUUCAUUCUUGUGUAGAUAUUAGUG
Molecule: messenger RNA, 2455 nt
Organism: Cricetulus griseus (Chinese hamster)
Lineage: Eukaryota; Metazoa; Chordata; Mammalia; Rodentia; Cricetidae
Source: RefSeq, a predicted model, not a curated record